GGAGGAUUGGGAGGGGCUGAAGGCCGCUUCCGGCUCGGGAAGUGCAGUGGCUUCGGCUCGGAAAGUGCAGUGGCUUCGGCACGUGUGUCAUUCCACGGGAUUUCUGUAUUAAACCUGCCUCUGGUAAACUUGUCUGGCCGGACUCCUUUAAGGCCUAAGGAUGAAGGCGAGAAGAAAUAAAAAACAGAUCCCAAGCUUCCGCAAGCUGAUAAAAACUAGUAAAAUAAAACUUGAAAACAAGCUAAAAAAUAAGCAGUUUAAACAACAAAGCACUCUCAAGAAGUACCGAAAAGAACAGAGGAAACUAAGGCAAGCUGUGAAAGAUGCUGUGUCUAAGAAACCUAUUCCACUGGAGGACCCAAGGGAAAAGCGACCAGGUAAAAGGAUUGAGAGGGAAGAAGAGGAAGAAGAAGAAGCCCUUCCUUUAGAUAUGAUGGAUGAAGAUGACUUACAGUUAAUGAAGGACUUAGGACAAAGAGCAUCUUUUCUAACAAGAGAUCUUUCUUCUAGUGAGCCUGUUCAUGCGAAGAAACGGAAGCAUGAACGCAUUAUAGAUAAAUAUGAAAAAAUACCAAGAACUUUGCAAACUGCACCAGAGAAGGAACUGAUUCACUUGCUUCCUAUCAAAGAUAAAAGUGGUAUAAUCCCACAGACUAGAGAGAAGCCAGUUACUGAUAGUAACAAAGAUGAAGAGGAUCGAGAAGAAGCGAGGGAACUUGAGGAAGAGAUCGUUGAAGAUCCUGUUCGAGAGCUGACCAUAGAAGAACAUUUGAUUGAGAGAAAGAAGAAACUACAGGAAAAGAAGAUGCAUAUUGCAGCCUUGGCAUCUGCCAUAUUAUCAGAUCCAGAAAGUAAUAUUAAAAAACUGAAAGAAUUACGUUCUAUGCUGAUGGAACAAGAUCCUGAUGUGGCUGUUACUGUUCGAAAGCUGGUAAUUGUUUCUCUGAUGGAAUUAUUUAAAGAUAUUACUCCUUCAUAUAAAAUCCGGCCCCUCACAGAAGCAGAAAAAUCUACUAAGAUCCGAAAAGAAACCCAGAAGUUAAGAGAAUUUGAAGAAGGCCUGGUUAGCCAAUACAAAUUUUAUUUGGAAAAUCUGGAACAAAUGGUUAAAGACUGGAAGCAGAGAAAGCUGAAGAAAAGUAAUGUAGUUUCCUUAAAGGCAUACAAAGGACUGGCAGAAGUCUCUGUGAAGAGCUUGUGUGAGCUGUUGGUGGCACUAUCUCAUUUUAACUUUCACAACAACAUCAUUGUAUUGAUUGUCCCUCUUAUGAAUGAUGGGUCAAAAUCGAUAUCUGAAAUGUGUUGUGAAGCUGUAAAGAAACUCUUUAAACAAGAUAAAUUAGGCCAAGCUUCUCUUGGUGUAAUUAAAGUGAUUUCUGGUUUUGUGAAGGGCAGAAAUUAUGAAGUUAGGCCAGAGAUGUUAAAAACAUUUUUAUGCCUAAGAAUCAAGGAAGUAGAAGUGAAAAAAGAUACAGAAGACAUUAAUAAACCAAAAAAAUUUAUGACUUUCAAAGAAAAGAGAAAAACUCUAUCAAGAAUGCAGAGAAAGUGGAAGAAAGCAGAAGAGAAACUAGAGCGAGAGCUUCGAGAGGCAGAAGCUUCAGAGAGUACUGAGAAAAAACUCAAACUGCACACAGAGACUCUGAAUAUUGUGUUUGUAACCUACUUCAGAAUAUUGAAGAAGGCCCAGAGGUCACCUCUCCUGCCAGCAGUUCUAGAAGGUCUUGCCAAGUUUGCUCACCUUAUAAAUGUGGAGUUUUUUGAUGAUUUAUUAGUAGUUCUUCAUACACUCAUUGAGUCUGGUGACCUAAGCUAUCAAGAAAGUCUUCACUGUGUCCAGACUGCUUUUCAUAUUCUUUCUGGACAAGGUGAUGUUCUGAAUAUUGAUCCAAUGAAAUUCUACACUCAUCUUUACAAAACACUGUUCAAGUUACAUGCAGGUGCUACCAAUGAAGGUGUUGAGAUUGUACUCCAGUGCCUUGAUGUCAUGCUAACUAAGCGCAGAAAGCAAGUUUCUCAGCAGCGAGCCCUUGCCUUUAUCAAACGCCUUUGUACCCUUGCUCUUCAUGUUCUUCCAAAUUCAAGUAUUGGCAUUUUAGCAACUACCAGAAUAUUAAUGCAUACUUUCCCCAAAACAGAUCUACUGCUUGACAGUGAAUCUCAGGGAAGUGGAGUUUUCCUCCCUGAACUGGAUGAGCCUGAGUACUGCAAUGCUCAGAACACUGCUCUGUGGGAACUGUAUGCACUGCGGAGGCAUUAUCAUCCCAUAGUGCAGAAAUUGGCAGCUCACCUGAUCGCUGGAGCACCUUCCGAAGGCUCUGAAGCACUCAAACCAGAGUUGAGUCGAAGAUCUGCUGCUGAACUUUUUGAGGCAUAUAGCAUGGCAGAAAUGACAUUCAAUCCUCCUGUUGAAACUUCAAACCCCAAAAUAAAGGGUAAAGUUUUACAAGGGGAUUCAUUUUUGAAUGAAGAUUUAAAUCAGUUACUCAAAAGAUACUCCAAUGAACUUACUACUGAGUCACCUCUGGAUUUCACGAAAUAUUUGAAAACAUCACCAUUCUAGUAGAGGAAUGAAGUCAGUGGACUUUCUUGUAUAUUUGUGUGUGUGCAGAUGUACAUAAAGAUGAGUUGUUAACUUAGGACCUUUUCUUUGUGUACAAGGAAAGCUUCCUAAGAAUGAUGAGGAAGAGGAGGAAUAAUUACCCUUUGCAUGGCACAGGGUUCUGCUCCUAUUCUGAAUAUGUCAUUUCAUCAGUGAGAUCGAAAGCCUUUUUUUUUCCUCCCCAGUAUUUGGAAACUACUUUCUUACUAAUGCUGUCUUUAAAAACUUCAUGUACAUUAUAGUUUAAAAAAAAAAAAAUCUUUGAACUGGAUCUUACUGAAGUGCAGUUGCUAUAUUAAAAUUAGGGCACAGAGCACAGAAAAAUCAAGACCGUGAGAACACUUUUAAUCAUUUAGCUACUUUUUGUAACUAAAUACUCUAAAUAUUCUUAUUGCAAUACUGUGGAUGGAAAUGAGAAGGAUUCUAAAUUUGAGUUAAUACAUUUUUAUGAAGAUUUUUGAGGAAAGAACAAAAUAGCUGGUACUCAGGUUCAUCGGCUCUUGCUCAAUGAUCCACUUCAAGAAGUAACCAAAUUUGGCAUUUAAAAAAAGGUAUUAAUGUUCGUUAUAGCUACUUUCAAGGAAAGUUUGAAUAUGACUCUAAUCUCUGAAGUUCUUCACAUUUUCUGACAUUCCUUGGAGGGUGACUGGGGAAGAAUUGCUUCAGGGUAGAAGAACCAGGCCCAAGACUUUACCAUUCUGUUCCAUGGACAAAGGAUACUCAGUGAGGAACUUUUUCCCCUCUUGGAACAGGUAAAAUGCUUUUUCUUAUUAACAUAAUCAUAAACCAGUAUUUUAUGUAACUGCUAUUCCUGUAUUCUACGAGUGGCCUAAGAAAUGCCUGUUUUAGUGACUAGGUUAUAAAUAUUUUCUGUUGUGAAUAGUUGAAUAAAAUAGCUGUUUUUUCUGCUUCC
Molecule: messenger RNA, 3515 nt
Organism: Saimiri boliviensis boliviensis (Bolivian squirrel monkey)
Lineage: Eukaryota; Metazoa; Chordata; Mammalia; Primates; Cebidae
Gene: NOC3L
Product: NOC3 like DNA replication regulator
Biological process (GO): DNA replication initiation
Cellular component (GO): nucleolus
Molecular function (GO): chromatin binding
Source: RefSeq, a predicted model, not a curated record